Ipomoea triloba (trilobed morning glory) is the source of this 915-nucleotide messenger RNA. Its product is annotated as putative F-box protein PP2-B12. The record is from RefSeq and is a predicted model, not a curated record. Gene Ontology annotation, molecular function: protein binding. The transcript is spliced from 6 exons. The annotation marks the transcript as partial. Lineage: Eukaryota; Viridiplantae; Streptophyta; Magnoliopsida; Solanales; Convolvulaceae.
AUGGAAGAACAUGCAUGGAACAAUUACGAGAAUUCUGACCUCAAGGACAGGGGAGCUGAUGAUGAGAAGAGUGACAAGAUACUCGAGAUUGAUAUUUGGAAGCCUCGCCAGAACCCUAGUGGAAGCAAUAGAACCUCACAGAAUUCACAGUAUUUUUCGGCUUGGAAUGACAGUGGGAAAAUGGAGCAGUUGCCAGAGGAUUGCAUCUCUCAAAUUGUUUCCUUCACUUCCCCAGUGGAUGCCGCUGUAUAUUCCGUCAUCUCCAAAGGCUUCAAGGCGUCCUCAGAAUCCGAUGUUGUUUGGAUCAAAUUCCUGCCGUCUAAUAUUGAAGAUUACAUCUCAAGAUCAUCAUCCUUUAUCCCCGUGUUUCCCACAAAGAAGGCACUUUUUCUUUUCCUCUCUAAUUCUCCAAUUCUUCUUGAUGGCGGAAAGAUGAGUUUUUCACUUGACAAGAAAAUUGGGAAGAAAUAUUUUAUGGUUGCUCCUAGGGUUCUCACAUUCACUGGUGUAAAUGAUCCAAUUCACUUUAUAACCGUUCAUGAGGAAAUCUCCAGGUUUGCUGAGAUAGGUGUUCUACACUUGUCAGAAAAUCGGCGUGACAUUUGCGGAAGAAUUAGUUGUCGAAUGUUGUCCGAGGAAAUCCAAUACACGUCUUAUCUGGUGUAUAAACCAGUACUGUUCGAUAGUCAUUUUCUCCUAGGAACUAAUGUUCCUAGGAAUAGACCUGACGGAUGGUUGGAGGUUGAAAUCGAGUCAUUUUUCAAUGUUGAAAGGAAUCCAAAUAAUUUAGGUGAGGUAGAAUCAAUACUAUUUGCAAUGGGUGAUUUUUCAAUGUACUCAAACAUUAUUGUUCAAGGCAUUGAAUUUCGACCUAAACCUACUGAGAAGGAGGAGGAGGAGGAGGAGGAGGAGGAG